AGCCCCAUUAUAAAAAGCGACAGCGCUCAGGCGGCAGCAGCACUGAGCUGUCGCGUGGCCCCAGCCGCCUGCCUGCCUGGCCCCCGCCGGGACCCUCGCCCACCCAGCCAUGGCUCCGACGCCUCUCUCGUGGCUGCUCCGCGUGGCUGCCCUCUGCCAUCUGACCGUGCUGCUGGCCGGACAGCACCUGGGCGUGACGAAAUGCAACACCACGUGCAACAAGAUGGCCUCGGAGCUGCCCGUGAAUCUGCUCAUCAGCUACCGCCCGAACCACGAGUCCUGCGGCAAACGCGCCAUCAUCUUGGAGACCAAGCGGCACAGGCGUUUCUGCGCCGACCCGAAGGAGCAAUGGGUCCAAGAAGCCAUGAAGCACCUAGACCAAGCAUCUAGCCAGGCCGCUGCUCUCACUAGAAACGGAGGCACAUUCGAGAAGCAAAUCGGCGCGGUCGAGCCCAGGACCACUCCGGGCCCCAGGGGAGUGCACGAGUCCCCAGCCUCGGAGCCUGAAGCCACCGGGGAAAGCCACAGUUUGGAGGUGACUCUGUCUUCCCAGGAGGGCAGGGCUUUGGGGACUUCCCCAGAGCUGCCGAUGGCAGGGUCUGGUUCCUCAGCGACCGGGUUCCCCCCGACUCCAAAGGCUCGGGACGGAGGGCCUGAGGACACUGACAUUUCUACUCCUGCUGCCGUCUCCACUGCGACAACCUGGCAGAGCUCCACAGCCUCCCCGCCGGGGACCGGCCUCUGGGCCGAGGAAAAGACCUCUGAGGCCUCCUCCACGCAGGCGCCCCCCACCCAGGCCCCCUCCACUCAGACCCCCACCACCCAGACCCCCACCACCCAGACCCCCACCACCCAGGAGGACGCCGGGGCCAAAGGCCAAGCUGUGGGCGAGGAGGGCCAGAGCCCCCGGCCGGAGAACUUUCUAGGCCCCGAGGAGACGGAUCCUGUUCUAGCUCACACGGAUGCUUUCCAGGACUGGGAGCCUGGCAGCAUGGCCCACGUUUCUGUGGUCCCCGUGGCUUCUGAAGUGAGCCCCAGCCGGGAGCCAGUGGCCUCAGGCAGCUGGGCCCCCAAGGCGGAGGAGCCCGUCCACGCCACCGUGGACCCGCAGCGGCUGAGCGUCCUCAUCACCGCCGCCCCUGACCCCCAGGCGGCCACGCGCAGGCAGGCGGUGGGGCUGCUGGCCUUCCUUGGCUUGCUCUUCUGCCUGGGUGUGGCCAUGUUCGCCUACCAGAGCCUGCAGGGCUGCCCUCGCAAGGUGGCGGGGGAGAUGGUGGAGAGCCUUCGCUACGUCCCCCGGAGCUGUGGCAGCAACUCCUAUGUCCUGGUGCCAGUGUGAGCCGCCCCCUGCCUGCAUCCAGCCAUUUGACUCAGACUGGGGUCCCCUGUCUUCAUACCCCCCUCGCCCAAGGGCCUGGCCUGAGCUGGGGUGACCGGGGCGGGAGCUGUGGUCCUCUAGGUGUGAGCUGCUCCUCGCUCCCGGGCACACCCCGGGAGGCCAGCCUUGGCCAUUCUCGGCCAGCGGGGACAGGGCGAGUGGCCUCCCAGCUCAGCCCAAAUCCAAAACACUCCUCUGCUGCUGGCUGGUCAGAGGGUCCCUUUGACACUGUCCCUGUCCCAGUGGACGAUUAUUUAUUGAAUGCCCAGACCCCCGACCCACACCUCCCUGUGGGCACCGUGUCAUCCCAGAUGAGCAUCAAGCCAGGCCCUUUGGCCCACGCCCUCUGACCCCAUCGUGUCUCUUGGUCCUGCUGCAGUCGCCAGUCACCCCGGCCACCUGCGGUGCUAUCUCCCCCAUCCUCUGUACACAGCCCACGCCCCAACUGGUGACGUGUCUUUUCCUGCAUGAAGCUAGUGUGGCGCUCCCAGGGACGGCUCUGCCCUCGGCUAGGCAUUGGGCAGGGGGAGAUAAAGCCAUCUGGUGGCUUUGAGAACCGGUGGCUUUCCUCCCGGGUCCAUGCCGUGUAGUGAAGGAACAUUGACUCUGAGCCCGAAGGCUAGGUCCUGCCCCCAGGUCCCCCGCUGCCCACCAAGCUAAUCCCAUCGGUGAAAGAAAGAAGGGUGGAAGAUUUGUGGCAAUACCCGUACCCCUGACAUCACGAACUGAUCCCAAGACUGUGUCCCUGGCCCUGGCUGCAGCCCACCAUCUUUACUGGCAGAGCACUUUAGACUGUCACUGCCAACAGGGCAGACUGGUCUUUGGACCCUGUGCCCGGGAGGGCCUGCAAGGGCCGAGGUUGACAGUGCAGGUCCUGCCCUGUGGGUCCCCGCAUGGGGUGGGUGGAGCCCAGACCGGCUCUGCCGGCCCCUCCUAGUCUGAGCCUCUCAGACAGCUGGAGCUCUGCCCUGCCAGGAGGACCAAGGGACAGAGGGACAGGGGGACGGGUGAGGGAGGAGAGGGCUGCAAGGAGCCGGGGAAGAGCUUCAGGAGCAGCUGCACUCCCGGUGCUGCUGGGGGGCUUGUGCGGCUCUGGGCCUCACAUCCCCUGUGGUCCCACAGCCCCGGGUUCCCCUGCCACCCCUCUCGCUCCCCGAAAUCACCAUUCUCUGCACUCCGAGACCUUCUUCCCUGAUCCUUGUCCCCGCUGCAGGCAGGGCCAGGGAUUUCCAUGCUGUUUUCCACGAGCUCAUGUUUAUUUCUGAAAGGGACGCUGCCUGGGGAGGGGUGGCUGCAGGAGAGGGGAAGUGCGGGCACAGAGUCGGGCUCCCUUUCUUGGCCGCUGAGACUCAGGCAAGCCCCGAUGGGCUGCAGCUGCCUGGGCUGAGCAGCGCCCCCCGGUUGCGGCCGGGCCUGCGGGACUCGCCCCUCGGGGGCCCUGGCGGCAGCUUUCCCCAAGGGCGACGCUUGCCCUCCACCCGAGGUGCCAGUGACACACUCCUUCUCGGACCGGUGCUCCGAGGAAGAAGACACAGCUCUGAAGCACGGAGAGAGGGAAGUCGCAACGCCCGGCCCAUGUGGCCGCUACCCGCCCCACGCUGGGCAGGCUGGCCCGAGUGGGAUCACUCUGGUGGCCCGGAGACGGGGUAGCAGGUCUGAGUGCACUUUGUACUGGCUCCCCCGGGCUGGGAGAGCCCUCAAGGGAUGGGACACCUGGCGACAGGCUCCCUUCCUUUGUGAGGAAGCUGCUGGGGCCAGCAGGCCCCCUUCCGUGGAUGUUGUGAGUUCCUCUAAUCAGGACAUGGACAGGACGAUCUGGGGAAGGCUUUGGAAAGAGUAGGUUCAUCCUUUCACUUUUCCAACCCUCAUCACUAAUGUCCGUGCCAUUUUGUAUUUUACUAAUAAAAUUUAAAAGUCUUGUGAAUCA
Messenger RNA from Microcebus murinus (gray mouse lemur), 3305 nucleotides. Lineage: Eukaryota; Metazoa; Chordata; Mammalia; Primates; Cheirogaleidae. The record is from RefSeq and is a predicted model, not a curated record.